CCCCGAACAAUCAACACAACAUGGAGUGCUACUUCAACGGCUGCGAGCACCCCGCGCGGACCGGCGAGACCACCUGCGACUUUCACAAGCACCGCCGCGCCUGCAUCGUGCCCGACUGCCACAACCAAGUCUUUGCGCGCCAGCGCUGCGUGCGCCACGGCGGCAAGCGCCAGUGCACCGCGCCCAACUGCUCGGCCAACGCGCGCAAGGACGGCGUGUGUGCGCGCCAUGGCGCCCGCAUUGUCAAGCGCGUCUGCAUGAUCGAAGGCUGCACCAACGUCGCCCACCGCGACAACAAGUGCAUUCGCCAUGGCGGCCGCCGUCCGUGCAAGAUCGACGGCUGCGAAACCCACGCGCGCAGCCGCGGCUACUGCUGGCGCCACCGCCCGGCGUCGCUGACACCGAACGAGGACGCAGCGGGCACGGACGGCGACGAUGUCUUUAGCAACGACGACAGCUCGGUCAGUGGCGGCGACAACGUCAAUCGAGACAGUGACAAGAACGGCGUCGCCACCGUGCACCUCCCGAGCCUGGACGUGACGUUGUCCGAGUCGGAGCAGUACGCGCUCGCCGAGGAAUACGACCGCGUGCGCAAGAUUGACUGGGAUAUCCUCAAUGUACUCUGUCAUGCUGGCUUUAGCGCCACCAUGACCUACGCUGUCCCAAUGAACUUCUCGCAGUAGACGAACUUUGUAUUUAUGAAUCCAACUUUUUGCCUUGU
This is a messenger RNA of Saprolegnia diclina VS20, 721 nucleotides long. RefSeq lists its product as hypothetical. Lineage: Eukaryota; Oomycota; Saprolegniomycetes; Saprolegniales; Saprolegniaceae. The transcript has a single exon. The record is from RefSeq and is a predicted model, not a curated record. Bases 21 to 683 code for a protein of 220 amino acids.